Molecule: messenger RNA, 2421 nt
Organism: Fasciola hepatica (liver fluke)
Lineage: Eukaryota; Metazoa; Platyhelminthes; Trematoda; Plagiorchiida; Fasciolidae
Source: the annotation of a GenBank genome assembly
AUGUCCGUAUCCGCGUGCCCAGUAAAAGGCCCCGCAGUAGCGCAACUGCAACCCAGUCAGCAUCGAUCGAGUUUCCUACGAGUUCAGUCGGCGAAUUUGGGCUCGAAAGGAUUCACAUUGAAUUCCAGCCAACUGCCUCUCUCGGUUCAUAACGAACAUUCGCAUAACAGCACCCCGGUGUAUUCGCACUACCGGAAACAAAAUCCCACUAUUGUAGACGCCUAUUCACUGGCACCAUCAGCUCACCUGAAAUCCUCAUCUUUGUCUUCCAGUAGUCCCAACGGUUCCGUAGUAAAUAACGAAGCAACUCAACUCGUGUUUCAGUCCACCAACAUUGGUGUCAGUGAUCAGGUAUCCGAGAACAUUCCUCACAAUUCCUCAUAUCGUACAAUGGACUAUUCGACUUUGCCAAUCCCAUUCAAUGCGACCCAGAGCUACAUGACUCGUGAGCAUGCCCAUGACUUGAAAUCAGCAAGUUCAACUCUAACCUAUCAUGAAACCCGUCCUGAUUCGGACUAUAUGCACGUGGAUUUCAAUCCGAUUGUGGAGUCGUUGAAUUUUGCCAGCGCAGGUACUUCAACCUACGAACCCGGGCCGAACAGUUCUUUCACAACCUGGACCACAAACAACGCGUCCAUGGACGUAGUAGAAGGUGGACUGAAAUGUCGUCUGGAUUUUCGGAGUCAACUACUUGGCAACGGAAAUUCUAUCUCACGUCUGUCGGAUGAUUUUCGUUCAUCAGAACAACUUUACGGGGCCAACAACACACGACGUCCGUCGCCACAAGCAUUUGGUACCAAUCCACGUGGCCUCAGUGAACUAGAUCAUUUUCAUGUGACGGGAUCUCGAAUGGAUUCUGGACAACACUGUGUAACACAAUUUGAUAUGAACGGUUAUCCGAAUGUGGACACGAGAAACCAACAGACAGUGGGCAAAGCGACAACCGUAUCCAAUGUUCUGGUUGGUACCACUGGAUCCGGAAUGACAACCGCGGUGUGUCGUGCAAAUACAACACCCAUGAUUUCUCCACGUUCGUCAGUUCCGUGUCAGCCAACAUCCACACAAACUCUGAUGGUCUCUGCCAAUGAGAAUUCCAUGUUGAAUUCGGCCAUUAUGACUCCGGACUCAUCAACAACUGGGUUUGCCUUAAAUAAAUUUACCGGUUCCUCGGACGACGGGGAAGUCUCACCCGCUCCGACAACUAGUAGCGGUCGACCACAAACACCCGGACGUCUUCGUAAGGCAGCGCCCACCCUGGCAACUGGGAGACGAAAUUUGAAAGGUGAAAUGGUCGAUCCGGAUGAGGCGGAUCGCAGGAUGAAAAGACGUGAACGAAACCGAAGAUCUGCACAGAAAUGUCGCGAAAGAAAGGUUCAGCGGACGCAGGAACUGCAAGCUCAAGUGGAAUAUUUACAGAUGGAAAUCAAUCGUCUUACUCAAGAACGGGACAGUUUGCGCAGCGAAGCUCGUCAGUUCGUUACCUUACUUCAACUUCAUUGUCCCGGUGUGGCAAUUCCCUAUAUGUCCUGUUUGAAUGAUAAUCCCGAUACAGUGGAGAAUAAUACAAUGGAGUUGAGGACACCCAAUGCAAUGAAAAAUACCAUUAACUUAAGACAACCGCCUACGCCCAGCAACUGGAAGUCGAAAUCUAAUGGAAAAACCGGUCCUACAGUGGACGUCUCACAAGGCACGACAGUUUCAUCAGCAAACGAUUCGUUUUCACCACUACCUACUAUGAUUUCUUUGCAUUCACACGUGUCUCCGACGCGGUCUAAAACCGUUUUGAGUUUUGGAUCUUCUUCAUCAUCGUCAUCAGGAUCAACCGCCGAUCGAACGGAUGGAACUGAGCGUUUAAAUCCCACGGCUACGAUCACAGCGUUGCCGUCCGGUGCUGAGGCCGGGUACCGCGUUACCGUGGACAGCAAUGUGACUCCGAUUAUCAGAUGCACUUCGAACGCGUCUGUUCAGGGGCCUGCAUCCUCAUCCUCAUCUUCAUCAUGUUCCGCGUAUGAGCUCUCUUUUGCCAAUCUGGAAACGUCGAUACGCACUCCGUUGCUUAGCGCUCCUUACGAUGAGCAGUCUGGUCGAGACUCGAAUCGUUGCUCUAAUUCAGAUCAGUCAAACACAUUCCAAAUGCCCCAAUCCACAGCCAGUUCAUCCACGACACCGGUUGCGAUCACAGAAAAUGUGGAAUCGGCAAGAGUCAAAUGCGAAGAAUGGGAUCCUUGUUUCAUGGAACCGGUCAACUCGAUACAACCGGAUAAAGUCGAUUCUCUUUCACCAAUCAGUCCAUGCUCACAAAGUGACAAAAUCUUAUUUGCAAACCCCAUGGAAACGGAUAUUACUACAGGUCACUGCGGUCCACGACGGGAUGGAUCCAAUACACCGAACGGGUCCGGACCGGACGGGGUUCGCUACUAG